UCCUCUUUGAUCAUUCAUUUUUUUCUUCAUAUUAUGGCUUACGAGCAUAUGGUUGAAGGAGUGGUAGCUUCCCUACUGGGGUUUGUUUUCUUGUACAAUGUUUUAGUAAGACGAUUAAUCAACAAGAAAAAAGCUUCUUCGUCUAUCGUGUGUGCAGUGGAAAAUUGUGUACAGAAAACGGGAAACGUGGAGGUUCCUGCUGGGAGUAGUACAGACAUUAUCAUAGUUGGCGCUGGAGUUGCUGGUUCUGCUCUUGCUUAUACACUUGGAAAGGACGGGCGCCGAGUGCGUGUGAUUGAGAGAGACUUAAAUGAGCCUGACAGAAUUGUUGGUGAACUUCUACAACCAGGAGGCUAUCUAAAGUUAAUUGAAUUGCGUCUUGAAGAUUGUGUAGAUGAGAUUGACGCUCAACGAGUUUUUGGUUAUGCUCUAUACAAGGAUGGAAAAAAUACCAGGCUGUCUUACCCCCUGGAAAAGUUUCACUCCGAUGUAGCAGGAAGAAGCUUUCAUAACGGACGUUUCAUUCAAAGGAUGAGGCAGAAAUCUGCUUCUCUUCCCAAUGUGAGUUUAGAACAAGGAACAGUAACAUCUCUGCUUGAAGAAAAUGGGACUAUCAAAGGAGUUCAGUACAAAACUAAGGGUGGUGAAGAGUUGAAAGCAUAUGCUCCCCUUACUAUUGUAUGUGAUGGUUGUUUCUCGAAUUUGCGACGCUCUCUUUGUGACCCUAAGGUUGAUGUCCUCUCUUGUUUUGUUGGUUUGGUUCUGGAGAACUGUAAGCUUCCACAUGCAAAUCAUGGACAUGUUAUAUUGGCAGACCCUUCACCUAUCUUGUUUUAUCCUAUUAGCAGCACUGAGAUUCGUUGCUUGGUUGAUGUACCUGGACAAAAAGUACCUUCUGUUUCUAAUGGUGAAAUGACCCAUUACUUGAAAACUGUGGUGGCUCCCCAGAUUCCUUCUGAACUGUACACUGCCUUUAUCUCCGCAAUCGAUAAGGGGAACAUAAGAACCAUGCCAAACAGAAGCAUGCCUGCAGCUCCACACCCAACUCCUGGUGCACUUUUGAUGGGUGAUGCAUUCAAUAUGAGACAUCCUUUAACAGGAGGGGGAAUGACUGUUGCACUAUCUGAUGUUGUUGUCCUAAGGGAUCUGCUAAGACCCUUGUCCGAUCUAUACGAUGCAUCUGCUCUUUGCAAAUAUCUUGAAUCCUUUUAUACCUUGCGGAAGCCAGUGGCAUCUACUAUAAACACAUUGGCUGAUGCCCUAUACAAGGUAUUUAGCGCCUCCCCUGAUCCUGCAAGGAAGGAAAUGCGCCAAGCAUGUUUCGACUACUUGAGCCUUGGAGGCAUAUUUUCAUAUGGACCAAUAUCCCUACUCUCCGGUCUAAACCCCCGCCCCAUAAGCCUGGUGCUUCAUUUUUUUGCCGUGGCAAUAUAUGGCGUUGGCCGCUUGUUACUUCCAUUUCCUUUACCCAAACGCAUUUGGACAGGGGCUCGAUUGAUUUCGGGUGCAUCAGGCAUCAUUUUCCCAAUUAUCAAGGCUGAAGGAGUUAGACAAAUGUUUUUCCCUGGAACUGUGCCAGCAUAUUACAGAGCUCCUCCGAUUGAGGAAACAACGAAAAUUCAGAACACGCCAAGUUUUUUUACUACUAAGCAAACUAAGUUGUAUCAGUAAUUUUCCUCCCUACCACAUUUUUUUAUUACUUUCUGCCUGGGAAACAAAGCAAGUGUACAAGAGGAAUUAUGUUGGUUGUUAUUAUUAGAAAGAA
Durio zibethinus is the source of this 1765-nucleotide messenger RNA. RefSeq names its product squalene monooxygenase SE1-like. Gene Ontology annotation, cellular component: membrane; endoplasmic reticulum. NCBI's taxonomy places the organism in Eukaryota, Viridiplantae, Streptophyta, Magnoliopsida, Malvales, Malvaceae. The record is from RefSeq and is a predicted model, not a curated record. Gene Ontology annotation, molecular function: squalene monooxygenase activity; flavin adenine dinucleotide binding. Gene Ontology annotation, biological process: sterol biosynthetic process.